AUGGCUAACACCGGCUACACCUCCCCGUUCCCAACUUCUCAUGACACAAUCGGACAGUCAACACUGGUGACACCGCUCUUCAUGCCAUCUUCUCCUCCACAACAAACAACCAGUCCACCCGAGUCUCCGCUCCCCGCCGAUAGCCCCAUCUCCGAGCGCUUUCGUCACGAAGACCACGAACAUGCGAGUGAUGAUGAACAACACGCUGCCAAUCAGGCUAUAAACCACUCUCGCCCAUCAACACCAGGAAGCCCGACUGGCUCGGAUCUGGACGCUCGUCUUGCCGAGUACACACUGGACUUUAGCCAAUUCCCGAGCGGCCAGUUCUCAGAUGGAAAAGACGAUAACCUGCCCGACUUGAAGGAGCUCGCGGAAGACGAUCUUUCUGAUGUUGGCGGCCCAGAGGACUUCACUGCAAAUAUGGAGAAGUACUUGUUGGGCGAUGGAAUGUCGAGCGUGCGCAAAUUGACCGCACACCGUGACUCGGGAUCUGCGUCGCGUCACAACUCGCUCAAGUCAAGACAACCGGCCGUUGAGGAGGAGGUCGAGCAAAAUGACGAUAGUGAAUUUGGACCGCCAGUUGACAUGUCCACUCCUUCCCAUAUGCUCCACAGGACCAGUGCUCUUGCAAGAGACUCCACUCAGCUGGAAGAUAUCGAAGAAGAUCCGGCUGAUGGUUUGUCGAGCCCAGCAUCCCCGUCCUUGAGGAAACUCUCGGACGCGUCAGAGCACCACCCUGAAGAGCACGAGGACUGGGAGGUGCGAUUGCAUCGUCGCAUCGCCCACUUGGAGGAGGAGCUUCGUGAUCGCGAUGAGCAAAUCCAGAAGAACCGCAAUCGACUGCUUGAGGCCGCUUCAGCAGGAGAGCAAAUCCGGCAUCUUCAGGCUGAGCUGCAGCGUAAGAAUGAUUUGAUUGAGGAGUUUGAGAACCUGGGUGGUGAUGAGGCUGUUCUCCGUGAACAGGUGGAGUCACUGCAAAAGCAAAACGCUGAACGGGAACGGCUCCUCCAACAGUCCACCACCCAUAAUCCCGAUUUGAGCGUCCUUCAAAAGCAAAUGCACGAUAUGCAGCAUCAAAUGCAGACCCGGGACUCUCAGAGUUCCCUGGACGCUGAACGGCGGGAGACCAUUGCCCACCUGCGUCAGCAGCUAAACCACACUCAAGAGCAAUUAAAGAAGCGGGAUAUAACUCUCGAAGAGACGAUGCAAAAACUGCGAGAAGUAACCCAGGCCAGAGAAUUGCAAGUUGACGAGAAGAAUGCCGAGAUUGACAGGCUCAAGGUAGAGAUUGACGAUCAAGCCCUGGAGAACGCAAGAUUGGAGACCGAGAUUGACCGUGUCAACGCCGAAUAUCAAGCACUCGAGGAUCGACUCACUGCCCUGGAGACAAAGAAUCAGCCUCUCGAAGACAAGAACAGCUCGCUGGAAGACAGAAAUACCUCUCUUGAAGCCGAUCUAAGCCGUGUGCAGUCCCAAGUGGAGGCCCAAGAGAAUGCGCUUAGGGCUGCAGCAGCCGACCUACCACUCGGCAACCGAAGUACCUACAGCGAAAUCCUCGACUUGAUCAAGGAUCUAGGACAUUCUGAACCCAACUCACCGUUGAAAGAGAAAUUCCCAGACGACCUUGAUGUGCCGCUUGACCUUGAUGUUCAGCAACUGGGCCAUGAACUCACCCGACUUCAACAAGAACUUGAAAAAGCCCAGGCUGCCCAGAAGGCCGCAGAGGCCGAAGUCAACCGCCUCCAAGACCAAGCUGCUGAAUCUCAAAUCUACAUCACCACUGUCGAGGCAGAGAACGCGCGCCUUGCAACAAGAGUGCAGGAACAGAGCUCAGCCCUCACCAAAACCCAGCAAGAGUUGACCCGCACACGAGAGGAGCACGCAGAGUCUCUGGACACCGUCGCUCGUCUCCAAGAGGAAGCCCCCGGCCAACCACCCAGCCCAACCCCGUCACCACCAACAGCCCGUGAUGCCCUCAACACAGAGCCAGCCGUGGACACCGCUGCUCUGGAAGUAGUCCACCAAGACCAAAUCCGAAGCCUCCAAACCGCCCACUCAACCGCAAUCUCCACCCUACGCACCUCCCACGCAGAAUCCAUGCGCAAAAUUCGUAACAUGCUCACAACAGCCGAGCAACGCGAAGCAGAGCUCCGAACAGACCUCACCACUCUGCGCACUUCAGCCUCAACCCAAGAGUCCCAGCUACGCAAGACCUUCAAAUCCGAAAUCAGGCACCUCGAAGCCAUCAUCGCCGCCAAGGACGAGACUGCCGCCGCAGUCGACGAGCGCAUUGCCCUGUCCGUGGAAAAGCGAGAGCGUGAAUGGGAGCGCCGUAUUGAUCUCCUCCUCAAGGAACGUGAUCGCAUGGCCAAGGCGCUGAUGAUGUACUGGGGAGAGAAAGAGAUGGGCCGUGGACCUGGUGUCCUGGCCGAAGGCAAGGAGAAUCGGCGUCGGGAUGGAGAUCGGACAGAUUCGAAGUCUGGCCAGGUGUAUCGGUACAAGUAUGCCGAGAAGCAUGGAGAGAAAUCGGAGAAGCGGAGGACUAGGAGUGGGGAGAAGAAGGUGUAG
Messenger RNA from Penicillium atrosanguineum, 2568 nucleotides. Its product is annotated as putative spindle pole body associated protein SnaD. The transcript has a single exon. NCBI's taxonomy places the organism in Eukaryota, Fungi, Ascomycota, Eurotiomycetes, Eurotiales, Aspergillaceae. Gene Ontology annotation, cellular component: late endosome; autophagosome; lysosome. The record is from RefSeq and is a predicted model, not a curated record. The coding region runs from base 1 to 2568 and encodes 855 amino acids. Gene Ontology annotation, biological process: positive regulation of autophagosome maturation; plus-end-directed vesicle transport along microtubule.